Messenger RNA from Procambarus clarkii (red swamp crayfish), 3419 nucleotides. NCBI's taxonomy places the organism in Eukaryota, Metazoa, Arthropoda, Malacostraca, Decapoda, Cambaridae. The record is from RefSeq and is a predicted model, not a curated record.
AUGGUGCUCAGUGGCGCUCAGGUCCCUCAUGGGGCCCAGGUCCCUCAUGGCGCCCAGGACCCUCAUGGCGCCCAGGUCCCUCAUGGCGCCCAGGGCCCUCAUGGUGCUCAGGUCCCUCAUGGCGCCCAGGGCCCUCAUGGCGCCCAGGACCCUCAUGGCGCCCAGGUCCCUCAUGGCGCCCAGGACCCUCAUGGCGCCCAGGUCCCUCAUGGCGCCCAGGUCCCUCAUGGUGCUCAGGUCCCUCAUGGCGCCCAGGGCCCUCAUGGCGCCCAGGACCCUCAUGGCGCCCAGGUCCCUCAUGGCGCCCAGGGCCCUCAUGGCGCCCAGGACCCUCAUGGUGCUCAGGUCCCUCAUGGUGCUCAGGUCCCUCAUGGGGCCCCCAGGUCCCUCAUGGCGCCCAGGACCCUCAUGGCGCCCAGGACCCUCAUGGCGCCCAGGACCCUCAUGGUGCUCCCUCAUGGCGGUCCCUCAUGGCGCCCAGGGCCCUCAUGGGCGGCCCCUCAUGGUCAUGGUGCCAGGUCCCUCAUGGCGGUCCCUCAUGGCGCCCAGGGCCCUCAUGGCGCCCAGGUCCCUCAUGGCGCCCAGGUCCCUCAUGGCAGCCAGGAUCCACAGGACCCCAGCGCGAGUGCUCAAGAGACUUACGAAGUGCUUCCCUCCCCUCAAGCUCUGCGUUUUGGACCAAGUUGGCAGCGGCCCCAAAAGCAGCAUAUGUUGGCGGAAGCUCCAGUUCCACAAGACGCUUUACUUCGCCUGGACACCCGCCAUGACGAGGCUUCCCCUCAUCGACGCGAACCUCCAUUUCGUCAAUACGAUUCACCUCUUCACGAGAACAUCGCCCCACUUGAACUACAUGACGACCUCCCGCCACGACCCGUCGACGCGCAUCAACAUGGCGGCUCCACCGCCUCCCACGACAGCCUUCAGCGUAUGCACCUUCCCGCACACAAGUCGAACUGGGAGGUGUUCCCCCGACUGUACCAGAACAUACCGGGGGUGAGCGGGGCGCAGGGGACUCGCAGGAGGGACGCAGGCAGCAAAAGGAGAACCAUUCAGACCAUGACAGCUAAGGAGUCUUGGACCUUGUUUGGCAUUCCGUACACAGCCCUGUCAAGGAGACGGCGGCCAGGCCGAGGGCGACCUUCUUCACAGAACAUUCAGGGUCGUGGCCGACCCAAGGGUCGGAAAGUUCCUCAUAAGUUACCCAGUGGGAGGCAGAACCGACAGCGUCCACAACCUGCAGCUCCUCUGCCUGUUCGUCGCCCACAGCCGUCGCUACGAGCACAGUCGCCACCACACCCACAGUCGCCGCCUCACCCACAGUCGCCGCCUCACCCACAGUCGCCGCCACACCCACAGUUCCCGCCACACCAACAGUCGCCGCCCACGCCCACCGCCCGCACGCCCACCACAACGACUCCGGACCCCUUGAGCGUAUACAACAUGGCCGGGCCGCCGUACCACGACACUAUACCUCCUAGUAUCCUUGGCCGAGAGAAGACGUUCGUCGCGCCCUUCCCCUCAACCAAGACCCCUCAGACAUGGCAACCUGUCUCCACCCCCAGAUCGAAGUGGUCGUAUCAUCCCUCGACCACAAACCCGAAGCAGGAGACCACUACCGAAGAGAACCCUACCCACACCACUGACCAAGCGGGCUCCCAUAAGGACACCACGGCCGUCAAUGACGCCCCAUGGAAUAACCCCGGUGAUUAUAACUGGUACAAGAACUGGAACCGCAACUGGAAUCGGGACUGGAACAGUGACUGGAGCGACAGGUGGUCUCCGGGUAUCUCCAGAAGGCAGGACACAGUUGGCGCCCCGUCCUCACCGACCGUCACCUACUUGCCGGGCAGACAGGAUGAGCACCCCGCCGGUGACAGCGACUAUUACGACGAGGACGAGUACGAUAACGUUGACAAAAAUGCAGAUUACGACAUGCCUGAGACGGGAGGGAAGAGUGACAGCCAUACCACACCCAAUUUGUCAAAUCACAGACUUUCAGAAGACCCGUCAACCACCCACAGACAUUCGGAAGACCCGUCAUCCACUCACAGACAUUCGGAAGACCCGUCAUCCACUCACAGACAUUCGGAAGACCCGUCAUCCACUCACAGACAUUCGGAAGACCCGUCAUCCACUCACAGACAUUCGGAAGACCCGUCAUCCACUCACAGACAUUCGGAAGACCCGUCAUCCACUCACAGACAUUCGGAAGACCCGUCAUCCACUCACAGACAUUCGGAAGACCCGCCAACCACCUACAGAUAUCCUGAGAUACCCCUGACGAAGAGGAAGUAUCCACAGACACCCCAAUCAAUAAGCAGACAUCCUGGAACUCCCCAGACUAAAGAUAGUCUCCCACAAACGUUUGAGACGGGGGACGCGUCCUUACAAAUGCCUGGAGAAACACAGAUGAAAAACACACACGCUAAUACAACGCUUCCAGUCCUAGGCGGAUAUCUUGAUAUUGAACCAACAGGUAUAUCAACUGGAAGAUCUGUAACGAAGAGCAGAUAUCCAAAAGAAUCACAAAUAAAGGCCAGAUAUCCAGGAGAAUCACACAUAAAGAGCAGAUAUCCAGGAGAAUCACAAAUAAAGGCCAGAUAUCCAGAAGAAUCACAAAUAAAUUGCAGAUAUCCAGAAGAAUCAUUAGUAAAGAGUGGCUACCCUGAACAACCAACAAAGAGCAGAUACCCUGAAUCAUUCAUAAUCACCAGAUACCCUGAAGAACCCCUAAUAAAGACCAAAUAUCUUAAAGAAUCAAUGAUACAUAACAGAUAUCCAGCACCACCACCACCACUAGUAAACAAACGAUACCUAGACAGCCAACCUAUGGACGAAGACCAGGAACGCCAUCCAAGAAGGCCGUCCAGUCCACCAAGAAGGUCGUCUAAUCCCUCGAGAAUAUCGUCAAGUCCACCAAGAAGAUCGUCUAGUUCCUCAAGAAGACCAUCGAGUUCAACAAUAAGUUCGACCUGGAUUCAGAGAGUUCCAGCGGGAGGGCGAAGGUGGAGCACAGAUACUUCGAGAGCUCUGCCGGUAUCGACGAGGACGACCCAAAGAAGGCACUCCGAGCUUCACCCAGAAGUAGGGAAGGUGAUAUUGCCCGAGGAGUACCCCAUGAGGAGGAGAAUAGGGUUGCCCCUCGACAGUGAAAAGGACGAGAUGUUUUCUCUGCCAUAUCGCGAGUCUCAUCCCCAGAAACGCCUUCGUCAGGCAGCUCCUGCCAGCCCCGGUCGUGUCUGGCAACCAGUCAGAGCAGUUGAACGAACGAGAUGAAGAGAAAUAGACGACAGGCCAAGGAAAAGGUCCAAAGGAAGUGGAAAUGGAAUAUGGCUCGGGGGAAAAUUAGUUUAGCUGGUGAUUGUAAUAGCACUGUUUUAAGUGUGCCCAUUGGUGGGAAAUUAAAGGAUUAUACGAUA